Osmia lignaria (orchard mason bee) is the source of this 681-nucleotide messenger RNA. It is a transcript of the gene mRpL43, whose product is annotated as mitochondrial ribosomal protein L43. The record is from RefSeq and is a predicted model, not a curated record. Gene Ontology annotation, biological process: mitochondrial translation. Gene Ontology annotation, molecular function: structural constituent of ribosome. Gene Ontology annotation, cellular component: mitochondrial large ribosomal subunit. NCBI's taxonomy places the organism in Eukaryota, Metazoa, Arthropoda, Insecta, Hymenoptera, Megachilidae.
GAGUGCGGCUAAAUUGCAUUUUCGUCUGCAAAAAUGUCAAAUAGGCACAUAUUUCAGAAAUUUGGAUAUCUAAAUGCUCCGUAUGGUCUCGGUGUUGGUCGUUAUGUAUGCCAAUUGCAGAGAGUAACUUUAAAAUUUUGUAAAAACACCGGUCCGAGUCUUGGAAUUAGGCAAUUUUUAGAACACGAUUUAAUUAAUUAUGCAAAAGAAAAUCCCGGAGUGGUAGUAUACGUUAAGCCAAGGAGGCACAAAGCUCCUCAAAUAACAGCCGAGUAUUUAAAUGGAGAUACUCACUGGAUUUGUGUCCGCAACUAUAGUCGUGACGAUAUUGUACAAUGGAUGGAAUUAUUAAAGACACAGUAUCACAAUGGCCCAGCUUUAAGAUUGCUUAAAUUAUGGAAGACAAACUUUCCUUCUAUUCAAGGACCAUGGACACCUUUUACUUUUAAAGAACCAUCUUUGAAUCAAGCUAAAUUCCCAAAUAAAAAUAUUGGUAAAGCUGAUCAGUUUGAACCUUCAGCAACAGAACAAUUGAUUAAAUUAUUUAAAGAACAACAGGAAUCUGAAAAACUUAAAGAAGAAUACGAUAAAGCUCAAGGACAUAGUGGUUAAAUGAUAGUAUUAGUAUUUGAUGUUUUACUGUAUAUAAAUGUUGUAUAAAAAUAAAGAUUUAAAAUUGGA